AAACGCAGCCUGCUUGCCUCUCGGGAGGGUAAAAUACGCGCCUUGUUUUGCCUGUGGUUGCAAAACUUCCAGAUGGAGCAUGAGCACCCGUUAGCAGAGCCUGUGUUUCUGAACAGAGGUGUGGUUUCUUCCAAGACAGCAGAACAGUGAUCACCAGGUCAGGCUUGAGGCUUCAUCGUCUUCUUCCUUGGGCUUGUGCAAGCGCCAGGGCCUGGUGAUGCGGUGGGGCCGGCGGGUGUUAGGGAAGGGUUAGUCGGAUGGAGCCGCUCCUCAGCGCACUCAGCAGCUGCACGGAGGCGCUGCUGGCCGAGGCGGCGGGGCCCGUGGCGGUGGCGGCGGCGGGCCGGGCCGGUGUGGCGUCGCGGCCCUGUCCCUGCCCGCUGUCUCACGGUGACUGCUCCCUCAACCGCCUCCUGAGCCGCCUCCUCACCGCCCGCCGCUCCCUGGAGAUCUGCCUCUUCGCCUUCUCCAGCCCCCAGCUGGGCUGCGCCGUCCGGCUCCUCCACCGCCGCGGCGUCCGCGUCCGUAUCGUCACCGAUGCCCAGUACAUGGGGCUGCAGGGCUCCCAGAUCGGCCUCCUCCGACAGGCCGGGAUCCAGGUGCGCCAUGACCAGGAGAGCGGGUACAUGCACCACAAGUUCGCCAUCGUGGACGGGAGGAUGGUCAUCACGGGCUCCCUCAACUGGACCACCCACGCGAUCCAGAACAACCGGGAGAACGUGCUGGUCAUGGAGGAUGCUGAGUAUGUGAAACCUUUUCUGGAUGAGUUUGAAAGGAUUUGGGAAGAGUACAAUCCCAUCAACUACAGAUUUUUUUCCCAAAGACAGUAAAUGAUUGAGCUGCCCCACAGGGCUGGUGGAGGACUUAACAGAGAACAUCCAUGGACUUUUUUAUUACGUAUGGACAUUAUUGUAUUAUCCACCUGGGUGUAAUUUAGGUCAGCUCCUCCAGAGAAGCAAAAUGCUCUCUACCCUGAAGUGACACAGGUCCCUUGCAGUGGGUCAUUCCUGUGCCAGAGGAACGACCCAGCUCUUUGGUGAGUUGUUCUGUGAGGAUAGAGGUGCAUUCCUAGAGCUUAGAACCACAGGCAGGCUCAUUACCAUGCCCUGGUGCCAUCAUAGGCCAAUUCAGCCUAAACCAUGACUCGAGGUCUCUUCGUAC
Messenger RNA from Calidris pugnax (ruff), 1161 nucleotides. It is a transcript of the gene PLD6, whose product is annotated as phospholipase D family member 6. The transcript is spliced from 5 exons. The record is from RefSeq and is a predicted model, not a curated record. Gene Ontology annotation, molecular function: RNA endonuclease activity producing 5'-phosphomonoesters, hydrolytic mechanism. Gene Ontology annotation, biological process: piRNA processing. The coding region runs from base 258 to 830 and encodes 190 amino acids. Gene Ontology annotation, cellular component: mitochondrion. Lineage: Eukaryota; Metazoa; Chordata; Aves; Charadriiformes; Scolopacidae.